This is a messenger RNA of Fusarium falciforme, 591 nucleotides long. RefSeq lists its product as hypothetical. Lineage: Eukaryota; Fungi; Ascomycota; Sordariomycetes; Hypocreales; Nectriaceae. Bases 1 to 591 code for a protein of 196 amino acids. The transcript has 2 exons. The record is from RefSeq and is a predicted model, not a curated record.
AUGCGUUUCACCUCCGUCCUCGUUGCCGGCGCCUUCGCUGCCAUGGCCUCUGCCCAGGGUACUGCCACUGCUUCGCUCUCCCCCGCCCAGCAGUCCCAGAUCGACUGCAUUGACGCCUGCGAUGCUGGUGAUGUCAAGUGCCAGUCUUACUGCAUCACUGUCCCUUCUCCCAACGAGAAGCAGGUCAACGCCACCAACGAUUGUGUCGCCGGCUGCCCCAAGGGCAAGGGUUCCGAGGCCGACACCCAGAAGUACGCUGCCUGUCUCCAGGAUUGUGUUGCCAACAACUACUGGAAGACCGUUGACGGUACUCCCCGCGAGACCGCCGCCUCUGGCAGCUCCGAUGAAGAGAAGGACUCCAGCAGCAAGGCUGGCUCCAAGGCCACUGCCACUGGCACCGAAGCUGACUCCACUGCCGCCGCCUCUGCUUCUGCCUCCGACGAAAAUGCUUCCGAGACCGCUUCCGAGUCUGAGGCCUCUGGCACUGCUUCCGGCACUGCUGCUUCCUCCAGCGAGACUGGCAACGCUGCUCCCGCCCUCGUCGGUGGCGUCUCUCUCCUGGGUCUCUUCGCUGCCGUCCUUGCUCUGUAA